Molecule: messenger RNA, 1869 nt
Organism: Daldinia childiae
Lineage: Eukaryota; Fungi; Ascomycota; Sordariomycetes; Xylariales; Hypoxylaceae
Product: Beta-1,2-xylosyltransferase 1
Exons: 1
Coding region: 1-1869 (622 amino acids)
Source: RefSeq, a predicted model, not a curated record
AUGUUAAGCGCCCAUAAUAUUCGCGACAGGCUAGCUAGCCUCCCAGACAGUCGCAUCUGUUCUCUAAGGUGGCAAUCUAUACUUCGCUAUGCUGCCGUCGCCUUUAUCGUCUCUAUAACCUUGUCCGGCAUCUUCCUGUUCCGCCGUCCCGAGGGUUUUCUCCGUAAUACUGGAUCCCAUUACUUCGAAUACUUUUGGAAUCGCACAGCGGACCAUCCCAUCGAUCACCUUAUCAGCGACGCGCACACUUUCCACGAGAACUUGCUGAAGCAGCGAAGCUUCGAUCUUCCCGCGGCUGCAGCCCGCUAUCGCGAGCGACGAGGGCGACAUCCUCCUCCGGGGUUUGAUGCUUGGUUCCAGUAUGCGACGGAACACGAGGCGAUAAUCGUCGAGUCUUUCUUCGACAGGAUAUAUGCUGACAUUGCGCCGUUCUGGGGCCUCGACCCCCGGACGACUGCCGAACGAGCCGCGUCCUGGGAUUAUGUCGUACGCGUUCGCGGAGGCGUCGCCAGCGGUGUAGGCAACACACAGGGCAAAGUUCCUUGGUUGCAGUUAUGGACUGGCUUGGUGGCCGAGGCUGCGUCGUGGUUACCGGACGUCGAUAUGCCUAUUAAUUAUAUGGACGAAUCUCGGCUGAUCGUUCCUUGGGAAGAUAUGGCGAGUCUAAUGGAGAAAGAGCAGGCAAGCCGCUCGGCAAAGUCCCUCGACGAGGUGGUGACGAAAUAUAGCGGACUUGCUGAAGUUGAUGCUAAAGCCGACGGUGCUUCUCCUUAUAAUCCGAAUUGGCUUGGAGGAAGUUAUUGGGACCUUACACGAGUGGCUUGCGCUCCCGAUUCUCCAUCACGUAAUGUGACACCAAUUCAAAAUUUGGAGGAGCCGCCUGUGUUCCCAGAAGACUGGGAACCUGAGUACUCGUACAAAGGAUAUAUACGUAACUUUACCGCCGCUACAGAUCCCUGCGUCCAGCCCCACCUCCGUGGUAUGCACGGCACAUUCGUCGAGCCCCUGACGAUGUCAACGAGCAAAGAGCUUAUCCCAUUGUUCGGCGGAUGCAAGCUACCUGUAAAUAACGAGAUACUUAUCCCCGGCGCCAUGUACUUGACAAACGACCCUUUCUAUUCCGGCGGAGAUACUCACGGGCCGUCCUGGUGGAAGAAGACUAACGGCGUCGUGUGGCGGGGUGUCGCGUCGGGGGGCCGAAAUAAAAAAGAGAACUGGUUUCAUUUCCAGCGGCAUCGACUUAUAGAAAUGCUGAACGGGACAACCGUGUCGGGAAUAGAGGAGCAUAGCUCCCGCGCCAUGACCUUCGAGAUGCCGCCGAUGCAAAAGUACGACUUCCCGCGACGGCGCGAGGGAGCCGUUGGUUCUUGGUUGCACGAGUUCUCCAACGCUGGGUUUGUCAAUCUCCUCUGCUUCCCGGAGGAUUCUAAUUGCACCUACGUCCGGCCUUACUUUUCCGAAGUGCAGAGCAUGCCCAUGAAGGAGCAGUACAAGUACAAGUUCAUGCCCGACGUCGACGGGAACAGUUUCAGCGCGAGAUUUAGAGGGUUUCUGCUGUCGACAUCCCUCCCGCUCAAGGCUACCAUAUACGCAGAGUGGCACGACGACCGCCUGGUUCCGUGGCUGCAUUUUGCUCCUAUGGAUAAUACGUUUCAGGAUCUAUAUGCCAUACUCGAUUAUUUUACUCGGGAUAGGAAAGGUGAUGUCUCCGCGCGCUUCAUUUCCGAGGAGGGUAGGGCUUGGGGCUCAAAGGUUCUCAGGAGGGAAGAUAUGCUGCUUUAUGUUUGGAGACUACUGCUCGAGUUUGCACGCGUAUGUGACGAGAAACGGGAUAUGCUUGGAUAUAUAGAUGAUUUAAGACCGGCAUAA